Molecule: messenger RNA, 1857 nt
Organism: Lodderomyces jiufengensis
Lineage: Eukaryota; Fungi; Ascomycota; Pichiomycetes; Serinales; Debaryomycetaceae
Exons: 1
Coding region: 1-1857 (618 amino acids)
Biological process (GO): vesicle budding from membrane; clathrin coat assembly; clathrin-dependent endocytosis
Cellular component (GO): clathrin-coated pit; clathrin-coated vesicle
Molecular function (GO): phosphatidylinositol-4,5-bisphosphate binding; 1-phosphatidylinositol binding; SNARE binding
Source: RefSeq, a predicted model, not a curated record
AUGACAACUUAUGAAAAGAUUGUAAAAGGAGCUACUAAAAUCAAAGUAGCUGCUCCUAAACCGAAAUAUAUUGAACCUAUAUUAAUGGCAACUUCAACAGAUCACUCAAUUGUUUCAAAAGAUAACUUUCAUACUAUAAUGAGAACUUUACAGCAAAGACUACGUGAUAGUUCUUGGUCAGUUGUUUAUAAAUCAUUAAUUGUAAUUCAUUUAAUGAUUAGAGAAGGUGAUAAAGAUGUUACACUAAAUUAUUUAGCAGAUAAUGGAACUUCAAUGUUAAAUUUAUCACUGAGUAAUUUAGCAGCAAAUAGUGGAAGUUUUAAUCAAGAUGCAAGAUUUAUAAUGAAAUAUUCAAAAUAUUUAAGUACAAGAGUAAAACAAUUUGAUGCAACUGGUAUAGAUUAUGUAAGGGAUGAAAGAUCAAAUAAUAGUACAUCACAACAAGGUGGAAGAUUAAGAUCAUUAACCAUCGAAAAAGGAUUAUUAAGGGAAACAGAAAGUGUUCAAAAACAAAUUGAUUCUUUAUUAAAAAACAAUUUUAUGGAAAAUGAAAUAAAUAAUGAUAUUGUAUUAACAGCAUUUAGAUUAUUAGUAAAUGAUUUAUUAGCAUUAUUUCAAGAAUUAAAUGAAGGAGUAAUUAAUAUAUUGGAACAUUAUUUUGAAAUGUCCAAACCAGAUUCUGAAAGAUCAUUAAAAAUUUAUAAAAAAUUUGUUGAUCAAACAAAAUUUGUUAUUGAUUAUUUAAGAGUUGCAAAACAUCUUGAAUAUGCAACAAAUUUACAUGUCCCAACUAUAAAACAUGCACCAACUGCAUUGACUAGUUCACUUGAAGAAUAUUUAAAUGAUCCAAAUUUUGAAAUUAAUAGAAGACAAUAUUUAGCUGAAAAGGGAAGUAGUAGUAAUGGAACAGAUCAUAAAAAAGUAGCAAAUAAUAAUAUUGAUGAAUCUCAAUCGAAAAGUGCUAAUCAAAAUAAUGUCAAUAAUAUAUCAAAUGAUGGAGUAGAUAGACAUGCAUCAUUAAUUGUUCAACAAACUUAUAAUCCAUGGAAUAAUAUGUUUGUUCCAGGUCAAGCUCAAAGUUAUGUACAAAAUCAAGAUCCAUUUCAAUUGCAACAACAACAACAACAACAACAGCAGCAGCAGCAGCAGCAGCAACAGCAACAACAACAACAAGCGUUUCAAUUACAACAACAACAAGAAGCUCAAAUGCAACAACAAUUACAGGCACAACAUGAAGCCCAGCAACAAGCUCAACUACAAGCCCAACAGCAAGCACAAUUACAAGCUCAACAACAAGCUCAACAGCAACAAGCGCAACAACACAAUCCAUUCCCUAGUUAUCAAUCAUCAGGUAAUUUACAAUCUAUAAUACAAGGUCAACCAUUACAAUCUCAACCAACAUUACAAACUUCAUAUACAGGUAAUGGAUUCGGUGGAUAUGGACCACAACCAUUGCAACAUCAAACUACUAAUCCAUUUUUACAACAACAACAAACUCAACAAUUUCCUCAACAAUUUCCUCAACAACAACAACAACCACAACCACAACAAACUAAUACUCAACCAAUACAACGUCAAAAUACAAAUCCAUUUGCAUUACAAAAUCAACAACCACAACAAGUACAACAACAACUUCAUCAACCAACUCAAAAUUGGCAACAACAUCAACAAACUUCAUCUUGGCAACCAUCAAUAUUUCAACAACAACUGACAUCAAGUAUACAAAGAUCAAAUACAAAUCCAUUUUCAAGAAUGUCAACUGGACAACAACCACAACCUCAACAACAACAACAAUCAUAUCCUGGGGUUAUUCCACAACCAUUAAAACCUCAAUCAACUAAUCCAUUUGCACGAUAA